GUUUUAACAGUCAAAAUGGUUCACAAAAAAGUAAAUAUAGAUGGCUCCUUAUUCGAGCCUACCCUUUACCUAGUAAAAGGCAUGUGCAUUCUUGAUAACGAUGGCAAUCGGAUCCUGGCAAAGUACUAUGAUCCAGCUAUUCUACCUACUACCAAAGAACAAAAGGCGUUUGAGAAGAAUCUUUUUAACAAGACUCACAGAGCAAAUGCAGAAAUCAUCAUGCUAGAUGGAUUAACUUGUGUAUAUAGAAGUAAUGUUGACCUUUUCUUUUACGUCAUGGGAAGUUCACAUGAGAAUGAGUUGAUCCUGCAAUCCGUACUGUCAGCGUUAUAUGAGAGUGUGAGCAUUCUCUUGAGAAGAAAUGUUGAAAAACGAGUGAUUCUGGAUAACUUGGACGCAGUCAUGCUGGCCUUCGACGAGAUCUGUGAUGGCGGCAUCAUAUUGGACGGCGACGCGACCUCGAUCGUGUCUCGGACUGCUCUGAGGACUGACGAUGUGCCCUUAGGGGAGCAGACUGUCGCACAGGUUUUGCAGUCGGCGAAGGAGCAACUCAAGUGGUCGUUGUUGAAAUAAAUCUGUAUUUUAUGUUUAAUAUGCUUUAAUAAAUAAAUAUUUAUCCUUA
Pieris brassicae (large cabbage white) is the source of this 622-nucleotide messenger RNA. It is a transcript of the gene zetaCOP, whose product is annotated as coatomer subunit zeta-1. The record is from RefSeq and is a predicted model, not a curated record. The coding region runs from base 16 to 573 and encodes 185 amino acids. Gene Ontology annotation, cellular component: COPI vesicle coat. The transcript has 6 exons. NCBI's taxonomy places the organism in Eukaryota, Metazoa, Arthropoda, Insecta, Lepidoptera, Pieridae. Gene Ontology annotation, biological process: intra-Golgi vesicle-mediated transport; intracellular protein transport; retrograde vesicle-mediated transport, Golgi to endoplasmic reticulum.